[Torrubiella] hemipterigena is the source of this 987-nucleotide messenger RNA. NCBI's taxonomy places the organism in Eukaryota, Fungi, Ascomycota, Sordariomycetes, Hypocreales, Clavicipitaceae. The record is from the annotation of a GenBank genome assembly.
AUGGCUGCCAUCGUCAUUUUCCAGUUUAUUUUUCUAACUAGCUGUUUAGCAUCUGCCAUCAUUCCCCACGCUAACACUGUGAAGGCCAUUGAAUCGCGCCAAAUCUCCAAAGACGGGCGAUGUGGUAUCGAUUUUGGAACCGUCUGUCAACCAGACGAAUGCUGUUCCAGCACAGGAUGGUGUGGUAACGGAUACUUGUACUGCUCUGGCCCAGCGUGCCAGCUUGACUUUGGCCCAGCAUGUGAUGCUAAUGUACGGCCAGAUGGCCCCAACACGGAGGAUAUUGCUCGACCCAAACUUGGGAAUGUACCCUAUGGCUCCGCCAUCUAUCACUGUGAGGAAUAUGGAGACAUUGCAUUGAGUUAUGACGAUGGUCCGUAUGACUACACCGAAGAACUUCUCAACAUUCUUGCUAAAUACAAGGCAAAGGCAACGUUCUUCAUCACAGGAAGAAACCUUGGCAAGGGUGCCAUCAAUGACGCCCAGUAUCCAUGGCGAAAACUCAUCCAGCGGAUGGUCAGAGAUGGACACCAAAUAGCCAGCCAUACUUGGACUCACCAGCGCUUGACGACACUCAGUUACGAAAAGUUUAGAAACCAAAUCAUAUUCAACGAAAUUGCUCUAGCGGAUAUACUGGGGUUUUUUCCCACAUAUCUACGCCCUCCAUACUCGGCCAGCAACGCGACUGUCGACGCUUGGCUCGGCGAGCUGGGCUAUCACGUCACCUACUUCAAUCUCGACACUGAGGGUUACCUCCACGACAGUCCCACUGCCAUACAGGAAUCCAAGCAUAUCUGGGACGAAGCGGUAGAGGGGCAAAACCCAAAGGAUACCAAGUGGCUCGGCAUUGAGCAUGAUCCCAACUACCAGUCUGUCCACAAUCUGACGGAGUACAUGCUCCAGUCCCUUUUCCGCAACGGCUUUCGUUCAGUCACUGUUGGAGAGUGUCUAGGGGAUGCUGCUGUGAACUGGUAUCGAAAGGUUUAA